Messenger RNA from Pyrenophora tritici-repentis Pt-1C-BFP, 4740 nucleotides. The record is from RefSeq and is a predicted model, not a curated record. NCBI's taxonomy places the organism in Eukaryota, Fungi, Ascomycota, Dothideomycetes, Pleosporales, Pleosporaceae.
AUGACGGCACAAAUCUUGGCGGCUGAAUUAGGCAACCUCAUCCAGGACGCAAAGCGCAAGAACACCGAGCUUCGGAAUGCUGCAGAGAUAGCCUUGAAGGACUUGAAGUCGCUCUCUAAUACCUCCGAGGCCCAACUCUCAGCCGACCAUGAUAUUCAGUUGAAGAUACUGCAAGCACUACCCUCUCUACUCCAAAACUACCCUGCCGAAAUACGCGGCGAGCCACUUUCUGCCGUUCUGCAGAUAUGCUCAGGUCUUCAGAAUGCAAAGAACUUCGCUGUCAGUAACACGGCGGCAGCGACAUUGCAGCAGCUUGUCAUCGUUGUCUUCGAUAGAGUCACAUCUGAAGAUGAGAAAGCACUGGAAAUUCCCAGUGUAACUGAGGUGAAAGGCGACAACGAUAAAAUAUCCGUUAGACCAGCAGCGAAUGAUGCUUACAAGAUGUUCACCGACCUCAUCUCUCUCGUUGUAGGAGAAAAGCCGGUCCAUAUGCGAUUUUCUCCGCUGCCACCGUCUUCGACGCUGGAACUUAUCGAAGCGAUAUUGUCGAACCACAACGAGAUCAUGACAAAGCAUCCCGAGCAGGUCUAUAUCAUGCGUAACCAACUGAUGCCAUUGAUCAUCCGAUCACUGUCGGAUCGUCUAUCAUUUGCCGUAACUGUACGCAUCAUCAGAAUACUACAUCUGAUCAUUCGAUACCACCUCGAUACUCUUCCUUCGGAAUGCGAGAUUGCACUUGGUCUCCUAAAUCACAUGCUUGAUCCUGAGGCUUCACAGGCGUGGAAACGGGCCCUUUGCCUAGAGGUAUUUCGCAGUAUCUAUGCCGAUUCUCGACUUCUUUUGGCCAUCUAUGCCCUCUUUGACGCAAAAAGCGAGAAGAAAAACAUCUUUGGGGAUAAUUUGGCAGCCUUUGUUCGUCUUGCAACCGAGAAACCUGCUAUUAUUGGCCUUGGCCAACAAUCAACAGCUGCCACUGGUUUCGAAGAAGGUAGAACCGCUAUGUCGGAUUACGCAGUUGCCGAGGCGGGAGCUCUAGCUGGUGUCAUAGGCGGUGCGGCAAGCGACAACGGCAACAAUGCUCGUCAAUUUGGGAUCAGUACGCAGUGGAGUUCGCUGAAAACUCCAUGCAUUGAACAUCUUGACAAGACUGACGCUCCUGCCCUGCCCGACACUUAUAUCUAUAGUCUGGUAUUGACAUGCAUCACCAAUAUCUCCGAGAGUCUGGCAAAAUUCGUGCUCCCCUUGACAGUACAUCACGAGAAACGCAACCAGAGGAAAAGGACCGAAGAUUUGAACGAACCCGAAGCAGCUACUGCAACGUUGGAUCAGGCCACCAGUCGACUUUCGAGAACCCAGUCUUUUCGCAAGAAGUCUAUACCUGUCAAUCCUCUUGAUCUGGUUGAUCAUCCAGCGCACGCCUAUGUGCUAACGUCAACAAGCUUGGUUACGGAAUGCUGGCCCGCAGUUCUUGCAACCUGCUCGACAUUCCUCAAUGCUACUCUCGAUACCGAUUAUUAUCGUGCGUUAGUUCGAGCCAUCCAAAAGUUUACUCAGGUUGCCGGACUUCUUAGACUCUCGACACCACGGGAUGCAUUUCUCACUACCAUGGGCAAAGCAGCAGUUCCAUCUAACUUAUUGCUAGCGAAUGUGUCGUCUAUGGCAUCCAGCGCAGGCGAAAAGACUAGUGUCUUCUCGAAUGCGAAAGGAAUGCUGAGCGUGGACAGUUUUGUGAGCCAGGCGACUUCCAUGUCAACGGAAAAGAACCGCCACCCUUCGUAUGAUGCGUUGGUGCCUGCCUUGGGCCCUCGGAACUUGCUGUGUAUACGAGCUCUUCUCAAUCUAGCGAUCGCACUAGGGCCAACGCUUCAAUCGGCUUGGUCCAUCAUCUUUGAGACGCUUCAAGUUGCCGACUUGGUCAUGGCGCUGUCAAGCCAGGCCAGUGGUCGCGCAUCAGCGCCUGGAAGUCGUAUGGAUGCGGACGCCAACGCAGAAAAGUUGGAGGCAGAGACUUCAGCUGUUCAAAGCGCUGCUCGUAGACUGUUUGAGAGUACCGUUGACUUCCCUAACGAGUCCUUUUGCGAGGUAUUACAGGCUCUGUGCUCACUUUUAAAUGGCGCACCGUCUUCAGAAAGUGGAUCAAGGACGCCGACUACUUCCGGUCGUCCGCAAAUAUUGCACCAGCGGCGUCUUGGUAGCGUCUCAGGCAUUUCAACGAACUCGGACUCAAAUGCUCGCGAUUCGGCGUUCGCACUUAACAAGAUCGGAGAGCUUGCAACCUUGAAUGAAGCCAGGCUAUCUCAAUACGACCCUGCGGAAAGUGGUUGGGACAUUCUGGUCAGAGAAGUCAUACACUUUUCCACGGAUGAUCAAAAAGGUACGCCUACAAGGCUGCUGGCAGCCGAUAUUCUAGCAAGGACAGUCAAGGACAUUGCAGAAAUCUCCAUGUCCGAUGAAAAUCGCGAAGAUAUUCAGGCCCGCAUACUGGCUGCACUGCAGAAACAAAUUGCUGAUGUGCAUCACAACAAUCGGCAUGGUGAAGACACUGUCAGUGAAACUGACAUCAGGGUCCACCAGAUAGCCCUCGAGGCUCUAAAGAGUGUAAUUGAGCAAUGUGGCGAAUCAUUAGUCGCCGGUUGGACCUCAGUUAUUGGGAGUCUUAUAAGCGUAUUCGCGCCUCCAUUACCCUUCGUACAGGAGAAACCCGGCGAUAUCGAACCCUCAGAAGCCACCAAGCACUCCAACACAAAACAGGACGUCAUAUCACGGUCUCUGGCUCGGUCCGCUUUUGCAACAACAAACCUUAUCUGUUCGGAUUUCAUGACUGCCGUCCCAGAUGCCUGCCUCUCGACACUCCUGGAAUUGUUGCGCAGAUUCUGUUCUCAACGAGAGGAUUUGAACAUGUCGCUGACUGCGAUCACGUUCUUCUGGAAUGUCUCGGACUACAUACAAUCCCGGACUGAUCUUUCGUCACUUCCGCGAGUUCUCGAUGAAGCUGUCGACCAGAACGCUAUCAGAAUCGCCGUGUCAAUGCAGUCACAACAAGGGGAUACUUCGGCAUUAUGGCUUCAAGUUUUGCUGAAUCUGUCUUCUAUAACAAUCGAUGAACGAGUUGAGGUGCGGAAUUCGGCGAUUCAAACGAUUCAGAGGAUAUUCGAAAACUGCUCUGACCAGCUGUCAUCGAAUGCAUGGCUGCUAUGCCUGCGCACUAUCCUUUUUGGUAUGGUGGAAGCUAAUUUGAACGUCCAACGGGAUAUCCGGAGCCAACCACCACGCAAAGGUCUUCGUAAGGACUGGGGAGAAACCACAAAGGUCGUUCUUCAGACUGUAGGCGUUCUCAAUACGACGUAUAUGGAGAAACUUGAAGUAUCUCAGCUUGGAGACGCAUGGUCUGAACUCCUUGACCUUCUUCAACGAUACUUCGUCUACCGCUCGCACACCCUGGGGGCUUCCGUAUUUACCACUAUAACGGGAGUCCUCUCACAUACAGAAAGUUCCCAUGUAUGGAGUACGGAACCGCUUCUCAAGACUGCCAUGGUAUGGAAAAGCUACUUUACCUCUCCUGAUGCAUGGAGAGACACAGACAAAGAAGACAAUCAGGAUGCAUUUGUUGCAUACGCAGAGGCUUUCAAAGCCAUCUACCGCCUGGCAGAUCGACCGCUUGUUCAGGAUUUGCCAUCGAUGCUCGCAAAUCUUGAAGCCUGCAUUGUCAACUCAGAUGAAGUAGCCUACUCCUCUGAUCUGGACAGCAUGACCACAUUACAGAGUCGGGUAAUGGAGUGCCUAUCGAUGGUCAAAACUCAAGAUACCGAGAUACCGCCCUACCUGAUACGCUUGUUGGGACGAUUCAUAACACUACCAUACACAUCGGUUGAGGACUUCCCAGAUAAGCGCAGUCCAACGUUCGUCGCUCUCUCCAAGGCAUCAAUGACGCUUCUACAAGAGAUUACAGUUAAGCAUGUCAACGAUGAAAAUAUAUACAGCAGCAAUGCCAUGUCGUUCGCAUUGAUGAGCCUUGCAAGGCCGAUACAGGAGAAGUACUCGUGGCAACGCGAAGGCAGAGCACCUACUCUAUGGCAAAAAGCCACAAGGACCGCUAUAGCUAUCAUGAUACCUACUUUACCACUUAUUAGGUCGCACAAGGAAACCUGGGCCACUAUAGUGGAGAUUGCUCAGUACAUGACGCGAGCGCACUUCCCACGCGAUGUGCCGGCCUCUCUUGAAAAAGAUGAGCAGUUCGACGUGGAUUCAUUUACGCAACUCCGUGACCUUAUCACUCUACCCCUCGGCUCUGGUUUACUUCCAGAUAUCUUCCGACGCACUUACACCCGCAAUCUGUUUUCGACAUCACUGGCUCACAGUCCUCUGCCAGGGGAACUAAUUGAUGUUAGCAGUUCUCCCCUCGAUGAACUCUACAAUAUACGCUUAGGGCAGACUGCUGAGCUAGAGUGUUCGUCUCGACCAUCCAUGGGCUUUACCUGUCUUUCUGAGCUGUUCCGUCUGGUUGCGGUACAAGACAGUAGUGCCGAACGCGUCAAGCUGGCUCAAGCAGCAGCCCCGUACCUCAUUCUUCGAUGUGCUCUCCCGUUGAAGACUUACAUCGCGGACCAUCCUUUGCGGGGACGUAUGCCAGCACCGGAGUCACAGAGACGCGAGCUGCUCUUUGUAUUGAGCGAACUGGAGAAGCUAGAGAGCGAGCCACAGGCUAUACCCGAUGCCCCAGGGUUAAAGCAACAAGAGUAG